AGGACUAUCCGGAGUGGGUGGUGACGGCGCUGCGGGGGGUGGGAGUUGACCUGAUGGCUUAAGUGAGCGAGCAAGCAAAGCGAGGCCGAAUAUAAGCGUAGAAAAAGUCCUACAAUGCUCAAUCCAAAAAAGGAGUUGAAGCACCUAUACUCCAACUUGACCACUAGUAUGCCUUAUAGUCUUUAGUGAUCCCGGCAGUAAUAAAGUGCUCCGCAAUCACAUGACCACGUGGCGCGUCGCGCGCGCGUCGAGACCAAUUUCAUUCCCGGAUCACUUGUAUACUUCUCAUCCUCGAUCCACACUCUCAAGACAUCCAUUCACCACCCCUCUCACCAAGCACAACUUAAAGAUCAACUACAAACAAAAGAACAAGAAUAAACACAGACAUAAUGUCUCCCUCCGCCGAAUCUCUCCCCACUCCUCCCCAGGAUGCCACCACCACCACCACCACCACACCGACACCCACAAUCCCCCACGACCCAACUCACGAAGAACACCAAUACCUGAACCUCAUCCGACGCAUCCUCUCCGAAGGCGAAUACCGCCCCGACCGCACCGGCACCGGCACACGCUCCAUCUUCGGGCCCCCUCAAAUGCGCUUCGCCCUCUCCAAACCCAACCCCACCUCCACCACCCCCUCCGACGCCUACACACCGAUCCUCCCCCUCCUCACCACCAAACGCGUCUUUCUACGUGCCGUCCUCGCCGAACUCCUCUGGUUCAUCUCCGGCAGCACCUCCUCCCUGCCCCUCUCCUCCGCAGGAAUCAAAAUCUGGGACGGCAACGCCUCCCGCACCUACCUGGACUCGAUCGGCCUCACCCACCGCGAAGAAGGUGACCUUGGUCCUGUCUACGGGUUCCAAUGGCGACACUUCGGGGCUGAAUACGUCGAUUCCAGCACAGAUUAUACAGGCCAGGGCGUGGAUCAGCUCGCGGACGUGGUCAAGAAGCUUCUUACCAAUCCCUUCGAUCGGAGAAUUAUCAUGAGUGCCUGGAAUCCUGCAGAUCUGGGGAAGAUGGCUCUGCCGCCGUGUCAUAUGUUUGCGCAGUUUUAUGUGAGUUAUCCGGAUGCGGAUGAGGAUUGGAAGGCAGGGAAUAAGGGGGGCGACAAGGGAAGAGGACAUCUGAGUUGCUUGUUGUAUCAGAGGAGUGCGGAUAUGGGGUUGGGGGUGCCGUUUAAUAUUGCUUCUUAUGCGUUGUUGACGCAUUUGUUGGCCCAUGCGGUGGAUAUGGUUCCCGGGACGUUGGUGCAUACGUUGGGGGAUGCGCAUGUUUAUCUGGAUCAUGUGGAGGCGUUGAGGGAGCAGGUAGAACGCGAGCCGGUCGCGUUUCCCGAGUUGAGGAUUAAGAGGGAGGAUAGGGGGAGUGGGAUUGUGGAUGGUUGGAAGGAUGAGGAGUUUGAGGUGGUUGGGUAUAAGCCGCAUAAGGCAAUUAAGAUGAAGAUGAGUGUGUGAGUUUUCUGUUGUGUUGGAAUGGGUAGGGGUUAGGAAAUAAUGGGGAUGGCUGAAUGGGAGGGUUUAAAGUAAAGGAAUGACUAGAUAUGAGUGGUAUGAUAUAGACUGGUUAGAGUGAAUGGAAAGAGAUGAUAAGCAGUAAGCAAAAUUAUGAGCCGGACGGCAUGAGAUCCAGACACUAAAAAA
Molecule: messenger RNA, 1640 nt
Organism: Aspergillus sclerotioniger CBS 115572
Lineage: Eukaryota; Fungi; Ascomycota; Eurotiomycetes; Eurotiales; Aspergillaceae
Product: thymidylate synthase
Exons: 1
Coding region: 390-1454 (354 amino acids)
Biological process (GO): dTMP biosynthetic process
Cellular component (GO): mitochondrion; cytosol
Molecular function (GO): thymidylate synthase activity
Source: RefSeq, a predicted model, not a curated record